This is a messenger RNA of Penicillium egyptiacum, 591 nucleotides long. NCBI's taxonomy places the organism in Eukaryota, Fungi, Ascomycota, Eurotiomycetes, Eurotiales, Aspergillaceae. The record is from the annotation of a GenBank genome assembly.
AUGCAGACUUCCCUCUUCAUCACAUCUGCACCACCCCCCAGUUUCACUAUGGCGGAACCUAAUCCAGUGGUUUUCUUUGAUAUUGCCCUUGGAGGCGAGUCUCUAGGUCGAGUGAAAAUGGAAUUGUUCGCCAAUAUCACCCCACGAACUGCGGAGAAUUUCCGCCAAUUUUGUACUGGCGAGAGCAAGAACCCCAAGGGACAGCCCCAGGGCUACAAGGGAAGCAAAUUUCAUCGCGUGGUCAAAGGUUUCAUGAUCCAGGGUGGAGAUUUCAUCAAUGGCGAUGGGACUGGAUCACGUACCAUCUACGGCACCUCGAAAUUUGCCGAUGAAAAUUUUACUCUCGGACAUGACCGUGCCGGUUUAUUAAGUAUGGCUGACCUUUCAUUAACAACGCAGAAUUCGGGCCCAAACACCAAUGGUUGCCAGUUCUUUAUAACAGCCACGCCCUCACCAUCCUUGAACGGCAAACAUGUGGUCUUCGGCCAGGUGAUUGAUGGGAUGGAUAUUGUCAAAAUGAUUGAACACACCCGUACUACUAACGAGAAGCCCAACCAAGAUGUAACGAUUGUGCAAUCUGGGGAGAUGUAA